Octopus sinensis (East Asian common octopus) is the source of this 2267-nucleotide messenger RNA. Its product is annotated as zinc finger BED domain-containing protein 5-like. NCBI's taxonomy places the organism in Eukaryota, Metazoa, Mollusca, Cephalopoda, Octopoda, Octopodidae. The transcript has a single exon. Gene Ontology annotation, molecular function: protein dimerization activity. The coding region runs from base 276 to 1610 and encodes 444 amino acids. The record is from RefSeq and is a predicted model, not a curated record.
AAAAGACAAGCCUCUCGAUUUUUUUGAGCGAAUGUUAACCAAGUUAAAGAGAGGACAGAGCGUUAUGCAACAUUACACCAAAGUAAAUGAAAAAUCUUUGUAUGUGUCUUACUUGAUCAGUUUAAGAAUCACAAAAACUGGUAAGCCACACACAAUUGGGGAGACUUUAGUUCUUCCAGCUAUAAAAGAUAUAGUUAAAGUUUUCUUUGGUGAUAAGAGUGAACAAGAAAUUGAAUCAAUUCCUAUUUCUAAUAACACAGUCAUGCGUAGAAUUGAUGAAAUGGAUAGAAAAUCAAGUUAUUGAACGGAUUCGUGGAAAUCUUUUUUUUUCUUUACAACUCGAUGAAUCUACUGACAUACAAGGUUUGUGCCAGCUACUUAUUUUUGUACGUUACACAUGGAACUUUGUACCUCAUGAAGAUAUGUUAUUCUGUGAACCUGUCAGUCGAAGUACCAGCGAUGAAAUUUUUAAUACAGUUAAUACUUACAUUAGAGCAAAAAAUCUUGAUUGGCAUAAAUGUCUCGGAAUAUGUACAGACGGCGCACGGGCUAUGUGCAGUAGAAAUAGUGGUGUGGUGACCAGAAUACUUGAACUUAAUCCCAAUGCAUCAUGGACUCACUGUAACCUUCUCAGGGCAGCAUUAGUAUCAAAACAUAUAUCUGAUAAUUUUGAAAAUGUUUUGAAUACUUCAGUCAAAAUAGUGAACUUUAUUAAGUCAAAGCCUUUGCAAUCACACCUAUUUGAGAAGUUGUGCGAAGAGAUGGGAAGUGAUCAUAAAUCACUUCUUUUGCACGCAGAAAUACAAUGGCUCUCUAGGGGAAAAGUGUUAACAAGACUUGCAGAACUCCGCGAAGAAGUAGCCAUAUUUUUAGAAGAUAAAAGCGAUUUUGCGAAAUAUUUGCACGACAAAGAAUUUGUUCUGAGGCUUACGUAUUUGGCAGAUAUUUUUUCGAAAUUAAACGACCUGAAUUUGUAUUUACAAGGAACAGAAGGUAUCAGUAUAUUUGCAAUUCAUGAGAAAAUUCGAGGUUUUAUGAAAAAACUUGUCUUGUGGAAAAAUCAUAUUAACAACCAAAAUUAUGACUGUUUUGAAACAUUUGAAACUUUUGUAAUGGAGAAUAAAGCAAAAGUUGAUGAUGGUCUAAUCAUUGAGAUAUCUGAACACUUGAAUAAGUUAAAUGAAAGUUUUGAAUUUUAUUUUCAUAAAGAGAUGAAUACUAUGCAACAGAAAAGAUGGAUUAUGAACCCCUUUCAGCCUGACGUGACGACUGGGAUAUCAACAAAAGUCGAUGAGGAACUUAUCGAUUUAUCCGAAGACUCUUCCUUGAAAAUGACUUUUAACACCCAAAAAUUGGUACAGUUCUGGGCGUCUCUUCAAACCUCGUACCCAAUCAUUUCCACCGAAGCAUUAAAAGUACUUCUCCCUUUCACGUCAUCUUAUAUUAGUGAAGCUGGAUUUUCAGCAAUGGUUGGGAUUAAAAGCAAAUAUCGAAAUAAACUGCAGCUCUCAAAUUCUUUACUCCUGAAACUAUCGCGCAUUGAACCUGAUGUUAAUUCUAUUAUUGAGCGUAGCAAGAAACAGGCUCAUCCUUCUCACAGGCCUCACUGAUGAUGUAAUCUGAAAUAAAUUUGUUAAUUUCAUUAAUGUUUUUACUCAGUAGAGUUAAGUGAGUCGUCAUAAACUGGUGUGAUAAAUAGUGGGUCGCGACUCUAAAAAGUUUGGGAACCACUGCCGUAGAUCAACUGUGGAUGUUGUUCUUUAGUUGCAGGACAGCCCUGAUUCCUCAGACAUGUAGUCAAACGUUGUGAUCAUCCAUGAUUUAUUCAUAGUAUAUAUAGGACUUCAUAUAAAGAAUGCCCUUCCCUUUUUGAAAUGGUGAGGGAGAUUUUGCUGUCUCAUCAUUGGCUUCUGUUGUUGGGAGCCCCGGGUAAGCCUUGACUGACAAGUCUAUGGUUAAAGGUAUUCCAUCUUAAACCAAUUUAUCUUUUUGUGUAUCAAGGAUUACAUUGUCCAAUGAGCUCUUCAUUUUUAAUGCAUAAAGAUAUAUAGUUUUAAGGAAUUUGGCUGCUAUUUUUACCAUGUUGAUCCACUCUGUAUAGGCUUCUCCACUGCUGCCUAUUGUAUCAGUAGAAUAGGCAGAGAGGGAAAACAAAAUUUUCUGUCAGCAUAAGUAAGUGAUCAGAACUCCAGCACCUUAGCAUUACAAGUACACUGCCUUGUAACAUUAUUGAAGAUGACAGUUUUCCAUAUAUCUCUCUGUUUCUC